Messenger RNA from Spinacia oleracea (spinach), 3510 nucleotides. RefSeq lists its product as uncharacterized. The record is from RefSeq and is a predicted model, not a curated record. Lineage: Eukaryota; Viridiplantae; Streptophyta; Magnoliopsida; Caryophyllales; Amaranthaceae. The transcript is spliced from 12 exons. The coding region runs from base 214 to 2658 and encodes 814 amino acids.
CUUCAAGUCAUUCAAAAAACUCCAAAAACGUAACAACUCUUUUUGAUCUUGCUCAAUCUAUACCAAUUGGACAAUUUACACACAUUCUUCCCCAAAAUUAAAUGCACAAAUCAAUUCAAACACUCCACCUUCCACCUUCCACCCCCAAAAAUCCCAAUUCCCAACCCCAUUGUUUGGAAUCAUUGAAAAUUUUGGAACUAACAUUAGAGAGAAAUGUUGUUGAAAUUAUCACUAAAACAAUACACGGUGCUUGCAGUUCCAGUGCAGCCACCGCCACUGAAGCUUACCCACCAUGGAUUUUACUGUUGUAGAAUCCGAUCAUCUGCAAAUGAUUCUACUGAUCGUAAAUUACCUUUCAGAUUCCCGCUUAAAUGGAAGGAUCCCAAGUGGAAAUUAAGCGAUUUUGAUUCCGAUGUCGUGAAGAAAAGUUUGAAUACAUUGCUAUCAAGGACCCAGAACUUCCUAAAUGAAGCGACUUCUCUGUAUGUUAAAACUGGAAAGCUUGAUGACAACAAUGAUGUUGAUCAUCAUGACAGUGAAAAUCUACUUAUGGGAGAACUGACUAUUCAGAGUGAAAUGCUUGAUGGAAAUAUUUCUUUGGCUGCUGCUGUUUCAAUCGAAGAGUUCAGUCGGAUGAAUGGAUUGACUGGGAAGAAGAUGCAAAAAUUAUUUGAAGCUCUUGUGCCCAAAUAUGUGUACAAGGAUGCCCGCAAUUUGGUCGAGUAUUGCUGCUUUAGAUUUUUGUCAAGGGAUAAUUCUGACAUUCAUCCUUGCCUUCAGGAGCUUUCUUUCCGGAGGUUGAUAUUCAUCACUAUGCUUGCUUGGGAAAAGCCUCACAGACUAGGAAAUGAUUCAUAUCCUGAUGGUUCCGAAGAGGCAGCUUUACAGACAAGGCUUGUCAGAGAAGAAGCUUUUAUUCGCAUUGCGCCUGCUAUAUCUGGUGUUGCUGAUCGAUCAACUGUGCAUAAUAUCUACAAGGCUCUUGCUGGUGAUAAAGGGGGAAUCUCUUUCAGCGUUUGGUCAUCAUACAUUAAUGGACUUCUGAAAGUGCAUAACGGAAGGACUUCUUAUAAGCUUCAACUUCCCUACAUUCCGUCAGAACAAGUCUUGUGUGUGGGUUUCAGCAGGAAGCAGCCGAUUCUAAAAUGGGAGGACAACUUGGCAUGGCCAGGAAAAUUAACCUUGACAGAAAGAGCCCUUUAUUUUGAGCCAAUGGACUUCUUUAAGAGCAAAAAGCGUGAGAGAUUGGAUAUUACGGGACCCGGGGCUCAGGUGAAGCAAACUAAAGUUGGGUUAUUCGGAUCGGUGCUCUUUGACUCAGCUGUCUCUAUUACUUCUGGUGAAAAGCAAUGUAAACCAUGGGUGUUGGAGUUUAUUGAUCUUGGAAGUGAUAUGAGGCGAGAUGUUUGGCAUGCAUCUAUAAGUGAAGUUAUUUCUCUUCACAAGUUUGUGCGCGAAUAUGGACCUCAACAAGAUGAUUUGGUUUCUCACGUUUAUGGUGCUGAUAAGGGAAAUAAAAGAGCUAAAAAAGAGGCUAUUAAUAGUAUCUCCAGACUUCAAUCACUUCAGUCUAUCGAGAAGCUACUGGAUGAGCCAUUGAAACUUCUUCAGUUCUCAUAUUUGCAAUAUGCUCCAUAUGCUGGUGUUGUUUGCCAAACUCUUGCUCUAAAUUAUUGGGGUGGACCAUUAGUUUCAAAGUUAAGGAAUGUAAGAAGCCCUCAUACUAAGAAUUCUAGGGCCUUGGAUGAGGCAUAUGAAGACCAUGUACAUGACGUAGAUGGAAGUGUGUAUCUGACCCAGUGGAUGACAUCUCCAAGCUGGGCUUCUAGUAGUUCUAUAUCCUUUUGGAGGAAUACACCCCUUAAGCAAGGAUUGGUGCUUAGCAAAAAUCUUAUUGUAGGUGGGGCUUCCUUGACAGAAAGGGCAGCGAAAAUAUGCAGGGAAAAAAGUAAAGUUAUUGAAAAAACGCAGGCCACCAUUGAUGCUGCUACCCUGGAAGGGAUACCAAGUAACAUUGACCUUUUUAAGGAGCUUGUUCUCCCUGUAACUACUAUGGCUAGAAAUUUUGAAAAGCUUAGACGCUGGGAGAAUCCAUACUUGACUAUCUCUUAUCUUGGACUGGCAUAUGCUAUCAUAUUCAGAAAUCUGCUAGCAUAUGUAUUUCCUACAACAUUGAUGGUAGCUGCUGGUGUUAUGCUAUCAUUAAAGGCGUUAAGGGAGCAAGGCCGACUUGGAAGAUCUUUUGGGAAAGUUACCAUUCGUGAUCAGCCACAUUCUAAUACAGUUCAGCAGAUCAUAGCUCUUAAGAAGGCCAUGCGUGAUAUGGAGAACUAUCUUCAAAAUGUCAACGUCACACUUCUAAAAAUACGUACUAUACUCCUUUCUGGUCAGCCUCAGAUAACCAAUGAAGUUGCGCUAGUUCUGUUAUCGUCUGCAACGGUCCUGCUCAUUGUUCCUUUUAAAUACAUUCUUUCAUUCUUUAUAUUUGAUCUGUUUACACGUGAGCUGGAAUUCCGGAGGGAAAUGGUUUUAAGGUUCAAAAAACUUUUGAAAGAUCGCUGGCAAACUGUGCCUGCUGCUCCAGUUGUAGUAUUACCAUUUGAGAAUGAUCAAAACAAGGAAACCAACGAAGUGGAGGCGCAAGAGAAAUCAGAGUGAAGAGCUCAUCUUGAAGAACGAUUGAACAGAAGUUCAAGAUGCAGUCAGAUACAUGGAGCAAAAAUUAUAGUGGUGGAUCAUUAUAAGCAUAGCUGCAGGCCAAGCUUUCUCAACAGUUGUGGAUUGUUGUCUCACACUCACAAAAUACCGCAUUUCCACAAAUCCCUUAUAGCAGUCCUCAUCACUCUUGAAGUAAUCACGAGCACCUUAAACAGUAAGCUCUGAUGGGAAAUUCCCUCUCAAGUUCUCCAUCGCAACCAGAAGUGCCGCAGUUCCCUCCCAUUGGUAUGUUGAAACCCAAUGAGGCUGACGUCAUAGAAAUCUGGUAUUCCCAAGGUAAAUUGGUCCUGAGCAUUUGGGAGGACUCUCUCAGCAACCAUUACUAUUGGUGUCCAACAAAGCAACAACUUGCUCGACUGCGUACUCCAAUACUCGCCCACGCCAUCCAGGUCGAGAAGUAAAUACUUAGGAUUGUCAAGAAAAACCUGUGCUGUUAGUGUUUUCACAUGGCAACGGUCUAUUAUUGUGGAAUUGGUGCCUUCUGAGUGACACGGACCUGUUGUUUAGCACAACCUCGAGUUUUUAGGACAACUGUUCAUAUUCUCAUAGCUUGUAAAUAAUGCUAGAAAAGGUUAUGAUUACAAGAUUGUGACAACUUUUAUCAGGAUCAUUGUUGGUACAUGACAGUGGGGAGAGGUUUUAGUGUCGGCAACAAUGACAGUAAUUAGUAUAACAAUGACAGUAUUUUAAUACAACAAUAACAGUAUUUGUGCAAACGAUGGCAAUACUUACAUAACACUUGUAUAUAUAUUUUUACCCAUACAUUUAAUAUGCAACACUUUUAUCCAUUCA